This is a messenger RNA of Hydra vulgaris (swiftwater hydra), 855 nucleotides long. The record is from RefSeq and is a predicted model, not a curated record. NCBI's taxonomy places the organism in Eukaryota, Metazoa, Cnidaria, Hydrozoa, Anthoathecata, Hydridae.
AAUAAAUGGAGGAUUGCUAUGAGGCUUUACUGUUUACAAAUUAAGAAAUUCUAAACUUGAGUUGCAAAUAUAACAACUUAAACAGGAAAUUCUUGAGUUGCAAGGAAGAAUUGCUGUUGGAGGUUCAUUUAACAGUGAUAAAGAGUUGAAAAUAUAUAAACUUCAAGAGGAGUUAACAGAAUUGCACUGAACAAAAGGAGAGGCAAUUAAGGAUUAGCACCAGGCUCUUCAAAUGCUUUGCAAUUCAACAGAAGAAAAGUAUAAAAAUCUACAGUUUGAAUACCAAGAGUUGGUACAAAGGUGUAUGCAUCAAAAAGCAUUAGAAGCAGAUCUUCUUAACAUGCAAAAUGAAGUUUUGGCUAGUAGGAGGCAACAAAAGCUUCAACAAGAAUUGAUCGAUGCAGCAAACGAACCUAUUUUUCUACCACCUGUAUCAUUGAGCCCUGAAAUUGGUAAGAGAUCUUCAAGCUAUUCUAACCUAGGAAUGAUCUGCUUAACUUCUGUCUUAGAUCGACCCACACAAUCAACAGAAAAAAAUUUGGAAAAAGGAUAUCAAACUUUCUGGUUUUAUUCUACUUUGCAGGAGUGCCAUGAAGGAGAAGUCAUGACAGUGCGUUUUAGUCCUUCUGGAAAAUACUUUGUAACAGGUGGUUCAGAUCGAAAAGUUAAAAUCUGGGAAAUAGAUGGAAGAGGAAAAAUUGAUCUUGGCUUCGUCAAAUAAUAAUGCUUGUUGGAUAUGGAGUAUAAAUGAUUUAAGAUUACGACAUACUUUGACAGGACACAGCAAUAAAGUAAUGACAGCAAAGUUUCUUGGAACAGAUUCGAGCAAAAUAGCGUCUGGAAGUUAUGAUAGAA